GGAGGUAUAUAUGAGCAUCCGUCAGCAGGUAUAACACAGUUUGUGUUGCAGCAUCACAUUGACUGUGUUACCCACACACUAACAUGGCGUUCUUCGUGCGUGUUGAGAACUUCUUCGACAACCUGGCUGACAGGUUUCGCAGAGACCACGAAGAGAACCGCAGAGACGAGCGCCACCUGGAGUCAGAAAUUGAGAUUGCUCACGCUGUCAACCUGUCAGUAGACGUGAGCACACCACUAAAGGUGGUGUCAGUGGACUUCCAACCUAAGCUCAACGCUGCCAACCACCACUGUGAAAAGUACAAGUUGGUGGACAUCAGGGAAGGAACCCCCAUUAUCCGUAGGUCGGGAGCUUUCUCUCUCAUCGUCGAGUUCACCAAAGAUAUCGACCUUAAGAAGCAACAUCAACUUACUUUCUACUUCUCUUUUGGUGCUUCUCCCAACAUACAUGCUGGCACCCAGGCAAUGCUUCUCGUCUCGGGGAAAAAACUUUUUGACAAGAACCACGAACAAUGGGACAUCCGUCUGGAAAACCAGACGGGAAACAAGGCCACCGUAGAGGUUCAGGUACCAUCUGACGCACCAGUGGGAGUCUGGAACACCACAGUGGAAAUCAGACCUCGGGGGACUGACACAGCAAGUGGUCGCCACUUGUUACGUCUCGACACACUUCUCUAUAUCCUCUUCAACCCUUGGAGCAAACAUGACGCCACUUUUAUGGAAGAAGAAGACAAACGAGAAGAAUAUGUCUUGGCUGAUGUGGGCAAGAUCUGGCAGGGUAGCUACCCUACUGCCAGGGGCAGACACUGGGUAUUCGGUCAGUUUGACGACGUGGUGCUCCCUGCUUGUAUUAUCAUGCUGGAGAGAUCAGGUCUGAGACCUGAGUCCAGGGGUGACCCCAUCCGUGUCUCCAGAGCUAUUACUAAGAUCGUUAACAGUAAUGACGACGCUGGUGUAGUAGUGGGUAGAUGGGAUGGAAAGUAUGAUGACGGAACAUCACCAAGUGGAUGGACUGGAUCCAUCAAGAUCUUAGAGGAGUAUGUUCGCUUCCACCGCCCCGUGAAGUACGGCCAGUGCUGGGUAUUUGCUGGUGUUGUUAACACAGUGUGUCGUGCCCUGGGUCUGCCCUCACGUGUAGUGACCAACCUCAAUUCAGCCCAUGACACUAACGUCUCUCUCACCAUCGACGAAUACUUUGGCGAUGAUGGCAAAGAGUUAGACAAGGACGUGGCUUAUGACAUCAAUGCUGCUGGGGUUAAUGACUCGAUCUGGAACUUCCAUGUGUGGAAUGAUGUGUGGAUGACUCGACCUGACCUGCCUCCAGGCUAUGGUGGAUGGCAGGCUAUUGAUGCCACCCCGCAGGAGACCAGUGAUGGAGUGUUCCAGUGUGGGCCUGCUUCCCUGGAAGCUGUACGCCGAGGCCAGAUGGAGCUCAAGUAUGAUGUUCCCUUUGUCCUGGCUGAGGUGAACGCUGACGUUGUCCGCUGGAAGGUGGACAAGGAGGCUGAGGAUGGAUUCAAGAAACUCACCUCAGAUAAAUCUCAUGUGGGUCGACAAGUGCUGACCAAAAAAAUUGGUCCAGUAGAUGACGGUCGAAUUUAUGAAAAAGACAAAGAAGAAUGUACUAGUGACUACAAGGCCCCUGAAGGAAGUCGCGAAGAAAGGGUGACACUCCAUGCUGCUGCCAGGCGGUCCCGUGCUGCACGUCAUGCGUUCCGCUUCCCUUCGGAGGCCAUGGAAGACGUCGAAUUCACUAUCGACGAUGUUGAGAGAGUCCCCAUUGGCAACGACUUCUCCAUCACCGUCAAGGCAGUGAACAAGAGCGAGGUAAAUCGUACUGUGAAUAUUGUCAUGACAGCAGUCAGUACGUACUAUACCGGAGCCAAGGCCCAUGACAUUGCCCGUGCUGAGGGCAAGUUCAUCCUGAAGCCUUCAGAGACCAAGACUCUGUCGCUGCCGGUGACCUACAAGCAGUACUAUCACAAACUGGUAGAACAUGCCCUGGUCAAACUGGUGGCUAUAUGCAGCGUAGAAGAGACCUCAUUUGCUUGGAUUGGAGAAGACAGGUUUGAGGUGCUAAAGCCUCGUCUCAAGGUGGAGCUGCUGUCGCCUUGCAUUGCUGGUAAACCAUUGGAAACCAGGUUUUCCUUCACCAAUCCACUACCAGUGGCUCUAACCAAAUGUGUCCUGGUGGUGGACGGUCCGGGACUCACACGACCCAAGACCAUUCCUGUCAAAGAUGUUAGUGCCAAGGGAGAGAUGGUGUACGAACUUAAGGUGUACCCAACGAAGGAAGCCAGCUGUACCCUGGUGGCCACCUUCAACUCCAGAGAGCUGUUUAACCUGACUGGCUCAUCUCUGGUCGAAGUGGCCCCUACUGAGAGUUAGUGGGCCAUGACCACCUUCAACUUCAGAGAGCUGUUUAACCUGACUGGCUCGUCUCUGGUCGAAGUGGCCCGUACUGAGAGUUAGUGGGCCAUGGCCACCUUCAAUUCUGAAGAACUAUUUAAUCUAACUGGCUCGUCAGUGGUCAAAGUGGCCCCUACUGAGAGUUAGUGGGUCAUGGCCACCUUCAGCUCUAAAGAGCUAUUUAACCUAACCGAAUUGUCUCUGGUCGAAGUGGUCCCUACUGAGAGUUAAUGGGCCAUAUUAGUAACCAGUUACUAUGUUAAGACAUUGCAUUCUGCAACAGAAUAUUGUGGGACAGUCUGUGUCUUAUUUUGACAGUAUUAUCAAAUAGAACAGUUAGUUUAGGAUUUUUAACAUAGCUUUAGUUUUUAACUCAUCAGAGCACCACACCUCUACAAAAAAGACUAUCUAUAGAUAUCUUUAUUCCCUCACCAAUAACUAUUGUAUAAAGGCACCUUUGAUGUGCCUUUAUGUAAUAGUUAUAUCAAUAACAAAAUGCGGCUAGCCGGGGGUCGAACCCAUGUUGUUUUAGCCAGCUUCCUGGCAAGCAAUUCAAGACUCACGACAUUUUAACCACUACAACAGUCCUACCAUAGGAUUGUAUUGUAGGAUUGUUGGUGUAGUGGUUAGAACCUCGUGAGUUUUGGACUUUGAAUUACAGGUUCGAUCCCCAGUUAGCCACAGUUUGUUACUGCUAAAAUACCACUUAAUCGUUAAUCAUUGUAUCCUGGAUCAGGUGUUGUGAUCAUACAACACUCAUUGUAUCCUGGACCAGGUGUUAAGAUCAUACAACACUCAUUGUGUCCUGGACCAGGUGUUAUGAUCAUACAACACUCAUUGUAUCCUGGACCAGGUGUUGUGAUCAUGCAACAGUUAUAUUAGUAAUAAUUGGUAGCAUUACCGAUAAAAUAUAAUAUUAAAAGAACACAUAUGCAAAUAUAUAACAUUGUACAGUGACAUUACAUAUCUUCUACACUAUGCUUACCAUCAUAUGUAUGUAAACAUGUACACCUGUUACAUGUGACUGUACAAUUACACAAGUACAGUCAACAGAGCAAUCCAGAGAAUGAGAAAUAAAGUAUAUAUAAGA
Messenger RNA from Cherax quadricarinatus, 3498 nucleotides. RefSeq names its product hemocyte protein-glutamine gamma-glutamyltransferase. Gene Ontology annotation, molecular function: protein-glutamine gamma-glutamyltransferase activity. The record is from RefSeq and is a predicted model, not a curated record. Gene Ontology annotation, biological process: peptide cross-linking. Lineage: Eukaryota; Metazoa; Arthropoda; Malacostraca; Decapoda; Parastacidae.